This is a messenger RNA of Orbilia oligospora ATCC 24927, 3384 nucleotides long. RefSeq lists its product as uncharacterized. Gene Ontology annotation, cellular component: nucleus. Gene Ontology annotation, molecular function: protein-macromolecule adaptor activity; ubiquitin binding; identical protein binding. The record is from RefSeq and is a predicted model, not a curated record. Lineage: Eukaryota; Fungi; Ascomycota; Orbiliomycetes; Orbiliales; Orbiliaceae. Gene Ontology annotation, biological process: regulation of actin filament polymerization; actin cortical patch assembly. The transcript has 4 exons. The coding region runs from base 1 to 3384 and encodes 1127 amino acids.
AUGUCCUUUUUAGGGAUCUACCGGGCAAUUUACGACUAUGCUCCGCAGAUUGACGAGGAGCUUGCCCUGAAAGAGGGGGACCUGCUUUAUGUUUUGGAAAAGUCCUCCGAGGACGCCUGGUGGAAGGCUAAGAAGAAGGCUGCCGCAAACGAGGAUGAAGAGCCUGUGGGCCUGAUUCCAAACACCUAUGUCGAGGAGUCUGUACCGGUCGGCAAACUUCGGGCAUUAUACGACUACCAGAGGCAGACCGAUGAAGAAUUGUCCUUCUCCGAGGAUGCUAUAUUGGACGUCUACGAUAACUCCGAUCCGGAUUGGAGCCUGGUAGGGCUAAAGGGCGAAUACGGCUUUGCCCCGGCCAACUACCUCGAGAAGACCGACGAUGCUCCAAUUCCAGCUGUGUCAUCUCCAAUCGAAGCUGCUCCACCGCCGCUACCAUCUCGGAACUCUGUAACUCUUCCACCUCGGCAGCCGGAGCCGGAGCCUGAGCCGGAAUCGGAACCUGAGGAAAGUCCGGUUCGACCAUCUCCAGCAACUACCAUAGCAGCGGCGUUGAAGCAAAGACAGGCUUCAAUCGCUGCCCAAUCGCCCGUCGCAUCCCCAACUACAGCCCGGUACACUCCUCCGCCCCAAAUGCAUACCCAGAAGGCUGUCCACUUUACCCCUGAAGCAAGUGACGAUGACGAGCCUGCACCACGCCUUCCCGAACGGCCCAGGUCUGAUAUAUCUACACCCUACGCCUCGCCGAUAUCUCCAAAUCCUCCUACUACGUUUGAGCAAAUGGAAGCAGCAGGUGUCCACCGGUAUCCACUCGAUGAAAUCGUGAAUAAGAAAAAAGUUCCAUGUGUUCUUGAGCUCGGCAAUGGCAGGAUCAUCCUAACCCCACAGAAAAAGAGUAUUCCAUCGACUACAUGGGAAAUCGAAGAUUUACAAACAUAUAGUGCGGAUGGGAAACAUGUCGGACUCGAUCUCGUUUCACCUAUAAGAUCGCUUGACCUCCGUGCCGAGAACAAAGAAACUGCGAGUGAGAUUAUCAGAGAUUUGGGUGAAAUGCGAGGUGCUGCUAGAGCAGCGGGUUUGAGUGAAGUCAUGGCGAUUGCAAAGAGUGGUGGAAAGAAACUCGGUAUCAUUCUUUACGACUUUGAUGCCCAAGGGUCCGAUGAAGUUAGUGUCAAAGUCGGAGAUGAAGUUGUCAUCCUCGAUGACGGCCAGUCAGAUGAAUGGUGGAACGUGAGACGUAUAAUAAACGGGAAAGAGGGUGUAGUCCCCAGCAGUUAUGUUGAAAUCAAGAAUACCCGGUCUAUUGAGGCGCCAGCCACUGAAGAGUCGUCGAAAGGCAAGGAACGAGACUCGCGAUAUAGCCACCAACAUAAGGCCAGCGUUGGCCCAGGGAUCAUGCUCCCGCCUCGCGAUAGCAGCCUGAAUACUCCGAAUACAACCUCUACCACCUCCAGUAGAAAACCGACAGGAAGAACGGCUACAAGCGACAAACCAAAACCGAACGCAAAACACGUCCGGACCUGGACUGACAGAUCUGGGACUUUUAAGGUCGACGCCGAAUUUCUCAAUCUUAGAGAUGGAGUUAUCCACCUUCACAAAGUCAAUGGCGUCAAGAUCGCAGUUCCUGUCGCCAAGAUGUCUAAGCAAGAUCUCGAGUACGUAGAAAGGAAAACCGGAUUAAGCCUCGACGAAGACAAACCGCUAUCCGAUCUUCGCGGAAAACACAAAGCAAGCGUCACAACCGCAAUUAGUGCCGGGCCUUCCACUUCCAGCGCGCCCAAGUCGCCAAUCGGUAUCACCGUCGACCGAUCCAAAGGAAGCGGAAAUACGAGCGUUAACGACUACGAUUGGUUCGAAUUCUUCCUGAACUGUGGUGUGGACGUUCAUGCAUGCCAAAGAUAUGCCAACAACUUCGCAAAAGACAGCAUGGAUGAAUCGAUUCUUCCGGAAAUCAACCAAGCCGUCCUGCGAACGCUUGGACUUAAAGAAGGAGAUAUUUUACGGGUUAUGAAAUUCCUAGACAACAAAUAUGGACGGAAGAAAGAAGAGGUAACUGGUAACGGAGAUGGUCAACAAAGUCUAUUCACUAACCCUGAUGGUGGUCUUAAGAAUAACACGCGUAGAGAACGUCCGGCACCCGGCGUCCAAACCUCGGAUGUAGUGGAUCCUAAGAUGCUGGAGCAAAGGAAGCCCACCCCGGAACCCUCCAAGAUGCAGGAAAAUUCGGCUAAAGACAACGACCCCUGGGCCCCUAAACCCUCGAAGCAAGAAUCAGAACCACCAAAGUCUGCCUCCCCUGCUCCCCAGCAAGUGACCGCUGCCCCAGCAGAGACCCAAGCUCAGCCAAAGCCCCAGCCUCCUACUGGUGCCUUACGAGAGUUAUCACUUUUGGACGAACCAUUGAGACCGACAGUAGUGGCGCCUGCACCUUCAGCGGAACAGUCAGCACCAGUUUUAUCUCCGCCUGCCCAGCCUUCGUCAGCUCCACCACAGCAAACUUGGCAACCUCCUCCCGCGAAUAUUCUUGCAGCUCCAUUAUCAGUCUAUCAGCAACCAGCACAGCAAACCUCUCCGACAUCGCCUCCAUAUAUCAACUAUCAGCAAACUGGUGUUCUUCAACCCCAGCACACUGCUUUCCAAACUCAACCCCUUCAAGCCCAGGCUACUGCCCGACAGCGACCUCAAGCACCACAAAUUGCUCAGAACCUAGGAGGUUUAGUUCCCCCGCCACCUCAACGACCACAGUCCACUCCUGCUCAGAAUUUCCCUCAGCAAAUUCAACCACUGGUCCCUGCAAUAACUGGUUACCAAAAUGUGUCAUCUGUCGCCCCACAAGGGCAGUUGAGCAUGCAACAGCAGUUACAACAAGCCGAGUUCCAAAGGCAGCUACAGGCUCAGCAGGCUCUUCAGCAACAGCAAGCCCUCCUUCAGCAACAACAGGCUGCAGCCUUGCAACCUCAACUUACCGCAGUUCCAAACAAUUUUGGGAUUCCCCAGAUCAAUUACGGAGGAAUAGCUGUUCAGCCGACCGGCUAUGGUCAACCACAACUAGGCUUUAAUAAUACGCUGCUUCCACAACCCACCGGCUCAGCAUUGGGACCUUUGCCACCUCCUUUCAAGCCCACAGUUGACCUGAGUCUCCCAACUCCUCUGCUACCGCAAAAUACUGCCGUUCAACAGCAACAAAAUGGAUUUGGGAAUCAAUUUGGUGCCGGCGGCAUCAACAAGAAUUUGAUGCCAGCUCUGGCUCCCCUCAAACCGCAGGCUACCGGCCCGGCCCCGGCAGUCAAGUUUGGAGUUACACCUAGUAAAUUAGCGCCCCAACCAACGGGCGUAAGGAAAGCCAACCUGAACGCUGCCACUCCGGAGAACCCAUUCGGCUUUUAA